Messenger RNA from Rodentolepis nana, 2061 nucleotides. NCBI's taxonomy places the organism in Eukaryota, Metazoa, Platyhelminthes, Cestoda, Cyclophyllidea, Hymenolepididae. The record is from the annotation of a GenBank genome assembly.
GAUAUGCGGAAGUAUGCAUUUGCCUCUUCCACUUACAUUGAACAAAUCGAUUUAGAUAUAAAUCGAACUUUCCGAUCAACCACCUUCUUCAAUGAGGCCUUCGGUCCGCGUCAGCAAGUCCUUUUCCGAAUUCUUGCUGCUUACUCCAUGUACAACACAGAGGUUGGCUAUUGUCAGGGAAUGAGCGACAUCGCAGGAAUGCUUCUAAUCUACAUCAUGGAUGAAGAGGAGGCUUUUUGGGCAUUUGCUCAACUACUCGACAGUCCCCGUCACAAGAUGCAUUGUCUCUUCGUCCGCGAUUUCCCUGGUCUUCGCAGAUACUUCACUCACCACGAACGUGUACUCAAGACUCAUCUGCGGAAAAUUUGGAAACAUUUCCGCAAGGAACAGGUUGACACCUCCACCUACGCCCUUAAGUGGUACAUGCAGUGCUUCUUGGGCAGGCUACCAAUAUCUCUUACUCUUCGAAUUUGGGAUAUCUACCUACUUGAAGGCGAGAAGGCUGUGGUUGCCAUGGCCUAUAAUAUCCUUAAGAUGCACAAACAGCGCCUACUACGUAUGGAUCAGAUGCAGAUUUUUACCUUCCUUCAGGAUGAGAUUUCAAAAGAUUUCGGUUUCACCGAUGACGAUGUCAUUGACUCGCUUAAGGACUGUCUGGAAGAUCUUCGGCGUUCUAACUUGGAGACGCCACCACCCCUAAAACUCGAUUUGAUGUCUUUCAGUCAAAAACGUGAAGUCCCUCCUGAUAUUUGGCAGUUUAGACUUCACAGUCAAGCAGAAGAAAAUGAGUCUCAUAAAGCUCCUGACAUGCUGCCAACCAAGCCUAUGGGUCAGCCAAUGGCUAUCUGGGAAGUUCGCCAUUCAGAUGAAGAGGAUCAGUGUAAGAAGGAGCAACAACAGGAUGUAUCUCGAAGUCAGAAGUCGAAAACGGACGAUUCUGGAGUUGGAACAAAUAUCACAGAGAAGGAUGGCGUUUUAAGGUCGGAUCAUCCGAUUUCUAGUGACGUUACCGCCGGCGAUGCAGCAAAACCCGAUAUUCGACCGCUUAAGCACGUGAUUUCAUCGAGGUCGACAGCAACUGGAUCAAGUUUCCAGCAUUCGCCGCUUUCAAUGGAUUCGCGUCGUCGUCGUCGUCUGCGAGGAAGUCAACAGUCGGUGAAUUCCACACUUUCCGUCGUCACUUCUCCUCAAAUCUCCACGGACACUGCCUCCGUUUCUAGUGUAAAUCCACAGCACCAUCACCACCACAGUCUUCCCAAACGACAUAAUGUCUCCUGUGCGCCAAACACCACUCCAAAUGAAAGUAAUAAUACUAGUAGUAGAAAUAAAUCCACUCCCACUUCUCUUCGUCGUGUCAAGAAUGGCAAGCGGCAUUCGCCAAUCCAAACAUUCAACUUCACUAGAGCUGAUCCUGUAACCCCUCAGGACUCAGAAAACGUUUGGUUUGUUCCCUCUGGAACUGGCUACGCCAAUAACUCUGCAAUCUACCGUGUUGUUGAUCGAAAGGAUGCGAAGAGGCACAAUCCGAAUGAUGACCUCAACUUGCCCCCACGGGAUUAUAAAAAUGAAGAUUGCGAUUUGAAUUCCCCUUGGUUGCAAGCUAAGCCUCCCCCACAUUCUCAUCAUAAGAGUCGUCAAGGUGCUCCCUCUAAUGAGAACGCUGUGAUAGUUAUUCACCCCACCGUUUCGUCCGACGAUCCCUCCACAGAAAAUCGGGAAUCCUCACCUUUAUGGACAAAGAAUCCCUCCCACUCUUCGUCCCCUCCCCAACACCAAAGUAGUGUCACAAAAAUUGGAAACGCUGAAGUCUAUGCAAUCAAUGUACAGCGACCAGUAAGUAGUGGUUGUGGACCAGCGUUUCUGCCUAAAGGUGGCAAUUCUCCUUCCAUAGUCUUCCAUACUGCCCGCGGCGGUGGCGGUGGCGGUGGCGGCGGAGAAAUUCGGUGGAGUGUCCAUGGAGCCAUCUCCGCUCUCCCCUAUGAGAUGCCACCGCGUGCUUGCUCGCCUCUCUACUCCCCCUCCUCUUCACCUAGAUCAUAUCAAUUCCAGCAAUAUCAGUAA